GUUACCAUAGCGACGUGCACGCAGUAGCCAGGCCUGACCCGCUGGUCCCUUGCUGGCGGGAGGAAAGAGGCGGCACCAUGAGCCACGCAGUAACCAUCGAGGAGCCCCAGGCCCAGCCGCAGGUGUCUCAAACUCGGUACCGGGAGAGGUCGCGGGCUGGGAGCCACAUCUCCUCCAAUCGAGCGUAUGAUUUUCUGUACGGUAAGGACCGCCGCAGACCUUCCUCCGCGUCCGUCGCCUCCUAGGCCAGAUCCAUUGUUUAUUGUGUCAAGUGAGAAAGACCAUACACAGGCAAAUAUCCAAGCUACCCUGAUUCGCAGCAGACUGAGAAAAGUUCCCAGGUUUAAAACCAUGUUCAGUAACCUGAUCCAUUAUCCAAGAUAUUCUCUAUAUUGGAGCAAGUCAGAUCCUGUCCCACCAUUUAUCAGUCGGGAAUGGAAGGGACAUAAGGAGAAACACAGAGAAGCCCUCCGGCAGCUCACCACAACUGACGCUUCUUUUCAGAUGCCUAAAGAAGUUUAUGAAGAUCCUGAAGUUACUGGAAAGAAUCGCUAUAAAUACUUUGAAAGGCCUUUUCUCCCAUUUUUUCAGCAGAUGCCAUUCAAUGUUGUUUAUGCCGUAUCCAAGGCAGAACCAUACACUUUUCCUCCUACUUCUACUAAGCACCUAUCCAUCCCUUCAAAGUCUACUGUGGGCACUCAGACUGAUUAUCGGGAUGCUGACGUUCAAACAGAUCCAUACUCUGCAGAAUAUGUAGUAUGUCAGGACUCAAUCCCUGAGCUCUUGACCCUGGCUACGCUUACUUGGGGUCGGGGUCUCCCAGCAGGACAAGCUGAGGUGGAGAUGAUAGAAAGAGCCCGCGAGAAGCGUGCUUGGGAAGCCUCUCUCCCCGCUCUGAGUGACACCUCCCAGUUUGAGAAGAGGAGGAAAAUGAUGAAUGAAAUGGAGAGGAAGGAGUGGGCCUUCAGAGAGCAGGAGAUUGAAAAACUGCAGGAGAUUCGCCUGGAAGUUCUAAAAGAGCUGUUGAGGAAGCGUGAAGAGAAUCAGAAUGAAGUGAAUAUGAAGCACUUGAAUGCCCGGUGGUCUAAACUGCAGGAGGGAAAAGAGGCAAAAAUGGCAAAAAUUCAGCGCACGCAUGUAUCAACAAUCAGAAAACUUGUAGGAAAGAGAAAGAAUAUAGAAGGGAAGUUGGAGAGAAGAAAUAUCAUCAAGGAUUAUUCUGAUUAUGCAUCACAGGUCUAUGGACCUCUGUCUCGUCUUGGGUGUUUCCCAGACAACAACUCAGAGGACUUUGUAGUAAAAAACUACUAUCUCAACACCUAUGAAGGAUUAGUGGAACUUGAGUCAUGUCUCCCAGAUUUUGUGACACAACCCCAAAUCAGAGCUCCAAAACCUAAAGUCAUUACCACCAAAGCUGGUUUUCUGAAGAGGGCAGCAAGGUUGGACUAUGAGUUGGCAGAGGUUCAUAAGGCACUGUUGGAUAAGAAGAAUAAAGUUCUUGAAGUAAAGAAACCCCCUCGCUUCCUUCAAAGAAACCCAAUACCUCAACCUCGGCUUCCAACUCCAACCUUGGAAAUGACGUCCAAUGAAGAAGAAGAAAUGGAAAUGGCUGUGAUCUACCUUCAAAAGUUACUCCGGGGCAGAGUCGUUCAGAACAUGAUGUUUGAAGGGAAAGAAAAGCGACUGGAGUUGAUCCAGGAGUUGCGCACCUGCCACGCACUACAAGAAGAUGAAAAGCUGGUGAAAAAAGCCGAGAAGCAAGUGACCCUGGCCUUACAGCGGCAGAGGAACUUGCAUGAGCACAAGGUGUCACUGGUUGAAAACCAUUUGGCCGGACUGGAAGGAAGGGCACUAGCAGACAUGUUUGACUUCCUGUCCAAAGAGCUGGUGAGACUGCAGGAGGAGAGGAGGAUCCAUGCCUUUGUCAUGCUGGCUGAGCGCCAGCGGCGGGUACGAGAGGCUGAAGAGAGUGGUCGGCGCCAGGUGGAAAAACAGCGCCUGCGGGAGGAGGACGAGAUAUUUAAGGAGGUGGUUAAAGUUCACCAUAGUACUAUAAGCUCCUACCUAGAAGACAUAAUACUGAAUACCGAAGCGAAUACUGCAGAAGAACAAGCCAGGGCAGAAAUAGAGAAGAUGGCUGAGAAAAUCAAUGACAUUGCUUAUGAAAUGGAAAGCCGCCGAACCUAUCUUCAGUCAGAGGAGAUUGUUGCUGAGUUGGUUUAUAGUUUUCUGAUCCCAGAGGUGCAAAAAUACUUUGUCAAAGAAAAAGUGAGGAACGCACAGCGGAAACAUAUUCUUGCAGCCCAUCAGAUCAUCCACAGUUACACGGAAAGCAUGGUUCAAAAGAAAUUAACUGAGGGAGAGCAAGAUGAGGCCUCAAAUGCUGCCAUGUUACUUGAGAAAGAAACUCAAAAUGAGAACAACAGCUAAGAUUGUGAUUUUUUUGUAAAAGAAGCUGUACGAAUCAUCAUAAAUAAUUCCAAUAGUCUGCACUUCUCCCAAGGUGUGCACUGCUCAUAAACUUGCCAGUGUGUGAUUCAUGAGAAAGGAGAUUUAUUUUCCUUAAACAUCCAAUAAUUUAAAAUGAUUUUCAAUAAUAAUAAUCAAAUGAAAAAGCUUCAUUCUCUUCAGUGUCUUCUAGAUGCCCUACUUAAAGAGAACAUUUUCUUAUGUCUCAUUUCAAUAUUUUGUUAACUAUGAGGAUGUGCUGGUUUGUUGAAUCAAACAAAAGGAAAUGUUGUGGAAUAUUUUUCCAAGUAGUUUUGGUUCACUAUUCACAGGACAUUGGCAUUAUCUACUAAGGCUGAAAAUGUGCAUAUUCCAUGACUCAGGAUUUUAUCUCCUAGAUAUAUAUUCAACAGAAAUGCAUGAGUAUGUGCACCAACAGGCAUGACAAAAAUAUUUAUAGUAGUGGUGUUCACAAUAGUCCCAAACUGGAAACCCAAGUGUCCAUCUCCAUCGGAACAGAAAACUAUACUUUGGUCUGCUUCUACAGUGGCACAUCAACCCACCUUUGAGCUUUAGAUCUAAGAAGUGUGUUCAUGCAACAGCCAUAGAGAUGGUGCUAUUGAAAGGCAAUCUGCCCAUCCUGUGUAUUGACAAGCAUCAGGAUUCCAGGAGGAUUCUUCCUGAUUCAAAGACUGUCAAAUAGGAAAAAAGAAAACAGUAAAUGAACAAAAACAUCAACAUGGAGUCCAAGUAAUGAAUUUAUAGAGGAAAAUGUAUGCUACUCUGAAAACAAAGCUUAUGUUAGAGAAUAUCUUACUGUAAGAAACAAGGAAAAUUGCAGAAACAUUUGCUGAGUGUUUUUAAUAGGAGUCAAAAAGAAAGGGUCUUUUCAGAAACUGAAGUAGGAAAUAAUAACAGACAAGGUCAAAAAAUAGAUGCAGGCUGAAAAGAAAAGGAAGUGGGCUAAGAUGGGAAAAAUAUAAAAAGAUUUAAAAUCCAGCAACAAAAUUUACACAUUCAUUUGGAUGCAGUGAAAAGGGCAGAAAUACCACAGCAGAGAAUAAAAUUGAUAAUGUUGGCAACACAUUUAUUAAGUGAUCCAACAUGGGAUGGGAAGGAAUGGGCAAAGAGAUUAAAAUGACAGAAGUUAGCUGUAGAUGACCUAUCCCACAGCAAUCGGAGUUCUUGAAGAAGAAACCAGAACAAAUAAAAUAGAAACAAUAAUCAGAGUUUAAUAAUUAAUUUUCUGAGUUUUUUUUUAAAAAAACUAAUUAUACAAACUUGAAAGGGUUCACCUUGCCCUAGCAAAACUAGGAUUGGGACACCUUUUUUUCCCCCUGAGGAUCACUGACAAAAAACACUGCACCAGUAAGGAAGCAACUAAAUUUUGUUUUGUUCUUUGAAAAAGGCUAACCUGAGCUAGGUAAAGGUUAUAUCAUUCACUUUUGAAAUAAACCAUCGAGAACACAAAAUGACAAGUGAGUUAGGUUGGGCUGAUGGGAUAGAAGGUGGGAGGGGAAUGCUAUACAGCUGGGAACAGCAGACUUUCUCUGAAGGGCCAGAUGGUAACUACAUUAGGGUUUGCGGGUCUGAUGGUCGCCAUCAUAACUGCAUACUCAACUCUGCCGUUGUAGGGUAAGAGCAGCACUCGAUGACACAGAAAUGAAUGCACAUGACUGUGUUCCAGUAAAAUUUUAUUUUAAUUAAAAUCAAUUCAUGUUUGAAAAAGGAUUUAAAGUAGCUUCUAAUAAAGGACAUGUGUAAUGAAACUUAAAAUAUGAUAUUUUCUUUAAAAAUCUUUAUCCUUAUGUAGACUUCUAAAACUAUGUUUUGCAUUUAGACAGUCAAGGAAAAUACAAGUUGUUAUACAAUUCUCAUUGACUAAUUGAAGUUUACUAGGAGAGGAAAACUUUUUCUUGAUACCGGCAAUCUUUUACUUAUAAUGGCUUGAGUUAAAAUGCUCCAACUUUUCUAAUUUUUGCUUUUGAAAAUAAAACACCUAUAGUGACAAUAAAAACACACAUUUAAAGCCAA
This is a messenger RNA of Homo sapiens (human), 4482 nucleotides long. RefSeq names its product cilia and flagella associated protein 91 (gene CFAP91). Lineage: Eukaryota; Metazoa; Chordata; Mammalia; Primates; Hominidae. The record is from RefSeq and is marked validated. The transcript has 18 exons. The coding region runs from base 187 to 2430 and encodes 747 amino acids. Gene Ontology annotation, cellular component: axoneme; cytoplasm; mitochondrion.